Molecule: messenger RNA, 1506 nt
Organism: Artibeus jamaicensis (Jamaican fruit-eating bat)
Lineage: Eukaryota; Metazoa; Chordata; Mammalia; Chiroptera; Phyllostomidae
Gene: KCNMB1
Product: potassium calcium-activated channel subfamily M regulatory beta subunit 1
Exons: 4
Coding region: 356-931 (191 amino acids)
Biological process (GO): potassium ion transport; detection of calcium ion
Cellular component (GO): voltage-gated potassium channel complex; membrane
Molecular function (GO): potassium channel regulator activity; calcium-activated potassium channel activity
Source: RefSeq, a predicted model, not a curated record
GCCGGGCCACCUGAAACAGCCAGUGCUUAGGAGAGCGGCCUAAGCAGAAACGAAGCACUCUGCUGGAAACCCCCUUGGACCAAAGUCUCCCCUGGACACCCUGCUAGAGUUUGGGCCCAGGGCAGCUCAGACUCAGACUUGACCAUGUUUGGGCAUGGAGGCUUAUCUCCGAUGGGGACCAAAGGCCGCUUCCCUGGAGACCGAACAGGCUGGGAGUUCAGGCUUCCUUCUGGAGCUCAGGCGGCGUCUUUGGGGUGAAGGCUGGGGGGCGGGCAGACAGGAAAUGUCUGCCUGCUGAAGGACCUGGAGAGGCAGGGCCGCGGGGGCGACUAAAUGACCGCUGUCGCCGGUGGACAUGGGGAAGAAGCUGGUGAUGGCCCAGAAGCGGGGGGAGACCAGAGCCCUUUGCCUGGGUGUGGUCAUGGUGGUGUGUGCGGUCAUCGCCUACUACAUCCUGGGCACCACUGUGCUGCCCCUCUACCAGAAAAGCAUGUGGACCCAGGAAUCCAUGUGCCACCUGAUUGAGGCCAAGAUCUGGGACCAGGAGGAGCUGGAGGGCAAGAAGGUGGCCCGGUACCCGUGCCUGUGGGUCAACGUGUCUGCCGUGGGCCGCUGGGCCGUGCUGUACCACACAGAGGACACUUGGGACCAGAACCAGCAGUGCUCCUACAUCCCUGGCAGCCUGGACAACUACCAGCUGGCCCGGGCCAACGUGGAGAGAGUCAGAGGCCGAUUCCACGAGCACCAGGUGUUCCCCUGCUUCUCGGCCCCGCAGGAGAACGAGACCAGAGUCCUGUACCGGCGCCUCUACGGGCCGCAGACCCUCCUCUUCUCCCUCUUCUGGCCCACCUUCCUGCUGACUGGCGGCCUCCUCAUUAUCGCCAUGGUGAAGCUCAACCAGUCCCUCUCCAUCCUGGCGGCUCAGAAGUAGACCCGGCCGCGCCACGACACCGCUCAGGCCCCCGGCACUGGGGACCCCAGACCGUGCCCAUCUGUGCACCCACCCCCUUCCUCUGCCUUCCUACUCCCCACCCCCCACACACAGUCCACCUGUUUCCCACUGUGUGUCUGGCCUUCGUUAAGUCACUUUCUGCUCAGGAACGUACAGUGGCUCCCUAGUGCCUAGGAGAGCGCAGGCCGGCUGGUUUUGGCCUCCAUUCCCUGCCCCGGAUCCACUGACCCCCCCAACCCUCCCCCCAGAUGACGGUGGCUCUGACCUCUGUGCCUGUGUUCUCACGGCUGGCUCCACGGCCGGCCUGUCCUGUCCAGAAAGCUGUCCUGUCCUGUCCAGAAAGCUGUCCUUGGCGAACCUGCUCUGCGUUUCACAAUGAAAACUACGGCUCCCUGAUGCAGAGCACAUUCGGAAUAUGUCUUAUUUUUAGGACACUAAGUGCCUACCCGUUAGCAUCCAAUGCUAACGAAUGCAUAAAAAAAUUAUGAGACUAUCAGGAAAUAUACUAAAAUACUGCAUUAAAGUACUACCAGUGGGAUGGUGGUUAAUUUUCA